Messenger RNA from Rosa chinensis, 1136 nucleotides. RefSeq lists its product as uncharacterized. The record is from RefSeq and is a predicted model, not a curated record. NCBI's taxonomy places the organism in Eukaryota, Viridiplantae, Streptophyta, Magnoliopsida, Rosales, Rosaceae. The transcript is spliced from 5 exons. Gene Ontology annotation, molecular function: zinc ion binding; nucleic acid binding. The coding region runs from base 330 to 938 and encodes 202 amino acids.
UGAAACGAUGUCGUUUGCCUCACUUUCCCAAAUGGGAAUAAGAGAAACACAGCAAAGCUAGGGAUUUAAGCUCUGGCAAUACGAAGAAGAUGAAGAAAUCCAAAGUCAGAAAGCUGAAGGCUUUCAGUUUCUUUUCGGCCACUCUGGUCAAUAACGCUGAGAGGAUGGGAACAUGUGGGCUUUGGAGGCAUCUUUUCUGUGUCAGGAAUCCUCCCAUUAAUGCCUUGUUCUUAUCUAACUUUUGGGGUUAUAAGAACAACUCAAACGGAGAGGGAGUACAAGUGAGAUAUUUCUGAGAGCGCUGUUGAAGGAAAGCUUCAUUUUGCACUAUGGUGGAUAAGAACGUACCACUCUCAAUUCCUGAAGGCCAAGAGAUUAAGAUUGAAGUCCAAUGGACUCAAUCUGAAACCUCGGGCUACUGCUUUCCACCAAGUGGUUUCUGUUCCAUAACAUAUGCAGAUGUCUUGCGUUAUGUUAACGAUGACAAGGAAGCCAAGAUUUCCAACUAUUCAGCUUUGCUGACUGGAGGUGUAAACAACCUGAGCAAUCAAUACUGCACUAUUUGCAAAGAACCUGGGCAUGAUACUAAUGUUUGUCCCCAACCCUUCAUGCUAGAUUGGCAUGGGUUCGUGAUCAAUGGCAUCCCAAUUGUUCAGCGGCCGCCUUGGAUCCCACCAAUUGGUCUUCCACACAUGCCAACUGUUCACCAGCACUGGGCAACUGUUAGACGCCGUCGCCGGGCAACCAUUAGACGCGGACACAUGCAAACUUUUGGACGCCCGUACAUGCGAGUUUGUGCCCCUUCACUCCAGCGACCAUUCAUAGUCCGAGCACCUUCAACUGGCAGAGGCAGGACUGUGGCCAAUAGGAGGCAACCAGAGUGCAGUCGUUGUGGCAGGGCUGGGCACAAUAUUCGCACCUGCGGUGAAUCUGCCUGAAGCUCUUGGUUAUAAUAAACUUGUUUUGGAACUUAUGUUUCCAUGUUUAUGUUCCUGCUGUCUGUUUUCCUUAGCUUCAAACUUCUAAACCUUUGGAACCUUUGAGUUUUCAAUUCGAGUAUGAAUCGUUUGUUAUUGGAUGUUCUGGUUAUUUUCUUAUCUUAAUUAAAAUUUUCAGUUGCAGAGACCAGAAAGUUU